This is a messenger RNA of Triticum dicoccoides, 738 nucleotides long. RefSeq names its product serotonin N-acetyltransferase 2, chloroplastic-like. Gene Ontology annotation, cellular component: cytoplasm. Lineage: Eukaryota; Viridiplantae; Streptophyta; Magnoliopsida; Poales; Poaceae. The coding region runs from base 13 to 612 and encodes 199 amino acids. The transcript has a single exon. Gene Ontology annotation, molecular function: N-acetyltransferase activity. The record is from RefSeq and is a predicted model, not a curated record.
AGCACAUCAGCCAUGCAACAACCGCAGCUGCAGCCCCGCGUCCGCGCGCGCGCUUUCCUCCACGCCGCCGUCAAGCUCAACCCGAGGGGGAACCCGUUCCUCCUGCGCCGCCCCGCCGCGUCCGCCGGCGGCGCCGUCGCGGGCGUCCAGCUGACGGUGUCGGACUCGGAGCUGUCGUCCCGGGGCUUCGCCGUGCGGCGCACCGCGGAGGGCCUGGACGUGGCGGCGCUGAACGAGGUGUUCGCGCGCGUGGGGUUCCCUCGGCGGCAGGAGGAGCGGCUCCGGCGCGCGCUGGAGCACAGCGAGGUGGCGUGGCUGGCGUCGGAGGCGACGGGGCGCCCCGUGGCGUUCGCGCGCGCGGCCGGGGACGGGGUGUUCAACGCGGUGGUGUGGGACGUGGUGGUGGAGCCGUCGUGCCAGGGCCUCGGGCUCGGCCGCGCCGUCAUGGAGCGCCUCGUGGCGGAGCUCCGGCGCAAGGGCGUCGGCAACAUCGUGCUCUACGCCGAGCCCAGGGUGGUCGGGUUCUACCGCCCGCUGGGGUUCGCCAUGGACCCCGACGGCAUCCGGGGCAUGGCGUACUACCGCAGCAAGCAAAACCAGAAGCAACAGUGAUAUUCUAUACAUUACUGCCAUCACCAUUCAUGCAUGAUCCAUGCAUCUCUGCUGUGCAUUUCUUUCUUUCUUUUUCGCUUGUUAUGCCAGGUGAUUGAGUAUUUAACCAAAAACUACCACAUUUCA